AUGCAAAACGGCACGCCGAACGGCAGGGGACACAGUCGCGAUACCACGACGCCUGAACAUGAUGGCGAGCCUCAGCGCAUAGCCAGACCUUCUACUCCUACAGAUACUCUCUCUGAGCAGCAGCAGACGCCACAGAGAGACGCUCUCCAAGAAAAUAAUGAUGGUGUCGCGAAACACGAACAGCUUAAUGGAAUUAAUGGACCACCAUCCAAGCGGCGGAAGCUUGCAGGCACGACGGGACGAACCACACCACGGCCACCUUCGCCGCCAUGGAAACGCGCCGGAUUCGAUGGUCCGACCUCCUUUAUGGAAAAUGGGAAGCGUCGGUCGACGAGGACAAAUACGAUACCUGUUGAAAUGCUGCCCGAAGACGAUCCACGACGCACGCGACCUCCGGUGCAGACAGGGCCUAUGAACAAGACAAUGCAGAGCUGGACUCACGGGCAGAGAGAAUCUGCUUCACCACUCGGGCGUGCUGCAAAGCCAGAGACGAAUGGUAGACGCAUACUCGGCGGUAGCAACCAUAACAACGGCGGCGUGGAUCCAUCUCCCUCUACAAAUGAUGUCUCCAGACGCGCAACGAUAUCAAAGGCAGCAUCCGGAUUCGCUAAAAAUUCCACACAGCCUCAACCUUUAUCCCAAAGGCGCGUCUCUGAUAUCCCACGAACCUCCACCUCAAACCCCGUUGGCCCGAACUCCCCGUUAGAUCCUCCACCGAAACGUAAGCCAGGACGACCUCGUCGAAGGCAGAGUGACGGCAUUGCUAUAGCAAAGCAAGAGAACAGACUUACCUCGGGAGACCAGCACCGGAGUCGGAUAGACAGUAAGGAUAAGGACGAUGGGACAAGUCAGAAGCUUCCGAGACUACGGUUUCGCGUUAAGAUGCCGUCGUUGGGGGUCCAGCACCCUUCGCACGUCCUCCCGCCGAAACAAUACUCGUCAUUUAAUGAAUGGUUAUACAAGAAUACUCCGGGUGAAGAAGAAGCCCAUUUCUCUUCGCCAAAGGAGGCCUUACAAGAGGCUCGGAUUCGGUUAAAACUCAAAGAGGCAGGCGAACCAAACCAAGUCCUAAGCAAAGAACGCUGUUCAUUCUAUCUUACGGAUCCCGAAGAAGCGCCCCCUCGCCAGUAUUCACACCAAGAUCAUCUUGUUGCGCAUGCAUUAUAUUUCAAAAAGCUCCUUGACAAGGAGCGCAAACACCACAGAAAUCUUGCUAGACUCUUUGCUCACUGGUGUGCUGAUGCAUGGAAAAAACGGAAUAAAGCUCCAGAAGAUAUUCUCAAAGAACAACACAAUGAACUACGCCAGAAACGCCGACAGCUAAUCAAAGAUUUACAGCGGCAAUUUGACUUAGUUCGUGCUGAGGUCGACAGAGCUAGGCUGGCUAUUUGGGAAGAAGAGCGUAAGGUGGAAGAGCAGUUGGCAUUGAACAAUGCUUUGAAAAAAUCUACUGCUCUGUUUGAGAGAAGGAGGUCCGAUCGAAUUGGAACCGGAGAACUGGAUGACGAGGAGACAGAUGAGUUGUCGUCUGACGAAACCGAAGAUUCGGGUGAUGACAGCAAUAUGUCUUCCUCGGGCUCAGAAACUGAAACUGACGAAGGCCAGGAUGAUAACGAUGAUGAGCAACUUAGCCCGGAAGCCCUUCGUGCGAAAUAUGCAAAUCUUGCAUCUAUGGACACCUCCAUAUUCUCCAGUGACAAUUGCGAUGAGAACGAGGAUGAAGACGAUGAGAACAAAGAAAACCAAGAUGGAGAGGUAGAUCCCAGCGAGACUGAAUAUCUUAAUGAAGAGCCAGUAGAAUGCAAUGCAUCCCUAGCCAUAGGAGAAGAGAAUGCCUAUGUCAAGCUGGAGGAGGUCGACCCGUUACUUCUUGACGAAUCUGACGAGUCCACAGAUAUGGAUGACGAUAUGGGGGAUAGUGAUGAAGGAGAUGAAGGAGAAGAUAGUGAUGAUGCUCAUGACAGCGAUGAGAGCGACGAAAGUGACGAAGGCGGAGGCUUAUUAGGUUUUUUCUCCAAAGGUGAAGCCAUUGUUCCAAAUAAAGUUAACCUCAAUGAGGACUCGAAGCAUGCCAUGCAAGAUGUUGAUGAUACUGUCGUCAAAAGUACCCAUGACCUUAAAGGCGAUGAAGAAACAAGCGUUGGGCAAUUUCUUGCUAUUUCAAAAAGUCCGAACAAAGGGUCCAACGCGGGUACAGUUAUGCAAGGUGGUGAUCAGUCAGAGGCCACAUCUCCGGCCACGGUCGAAAAUGGCGAAAUUAUGGAAAAUCACAGGUUGGCCGAAAAUGCUAGCAUGGAGGAUGGAUAUAAUCCACUGUCCAAAGCUAGCAGCCCUAAACUCACAAAUACCAACGAAACAGCUCUUGCUGCGGAAAAAACAGGUAUCAAAACGCCCAUUCCCCAUCUUCUCCGUGGGAAGCUACGCGAGUAUCAACAUUUCGGUCUCGACUGGUUAGCCGGGCUAUACGCUAGCAAUAUAAACGGCAUUCUUGCAGAUGAGAUGGGCCUAGGAAAAACUAUUCAGACAAUAGCACUUUUAGCCCAUCUGGCUGUCGAACAUGAAGUUUGGGGCCCUCAUCUUGUUAUUGUCCCUACUAGCGUCAUGUUAAACUGGGAGAUGGAGUUCAAAAAAUGGUGUCCAGGCUUUAAAAUUCUCACCUAUUAUGGCACCCAGGAAGAGAGAAGGCAGAAACGAAAAGGAUGGAUGGACGAUGACCGUUGGCAUGUUUGCAUCACUUCAUAUCAACUUGUUCUUCAGGAUCAACAAAUUUUUAGGCGACGAAAUUGGCACUACAUGGUGCUUGAUGAAGCUCACAAUAUCAAGAACUUCCGGUCUCAAAGAUGGCAAACACUGCUUACUUUCAAGACUCAGGCAAGGUUGCUUCUAACAGGAACUCCACUCCAGAACAAUCUGACAGAACUAUGGUCGCUUCUAUUCUUUCUUAUGCCCUCAGAUGAAGACAGCAAUGGCAUUGAAGGAUUCGCGGAUCUCAGAAACUUUUCAGAAUGGUUCCGUCGCCCUGUUGAACAAAUUUUAGAGCACGGAAGAGAGACAAUGGACGACGAGGCGAAGGCAGUUGUUUCGAAAUUACAUACUAUCCUGCGGCCUUACAUUCUUCGACGUCUCAAAGUGGAUGUGGAGAAGCAAAUGCCAGCCAAAUACGAACAUGUUGUUGCUUGCCGUUUGUCAAAGCGUCAACGAUACCUCUACGAUGGAUUCAUGUCUCGAACUCAAACAAAAGAGACGCUGGCUUCCGGGAACUAUCUUUCCAUCAUCAACUGCCUGAUGCAGCUCCGAAAAGUGUGUAACCACCCUGACUUGUUCGAAACUCGGCCAAUCACUACGUCCUUCGCUAUGCCCAACUCCGUCGUCGUGGAAUUCGAGAUAAAAGAUCUGCUUGUUCGGCGACGAUUGCUGAAAGAAAACGUAUUGAACAAGCUGGACCUUGAUUUUUUGAAUCUUGCUCCAAUAUCUCGAGAGCAAAACUCGAAAAUACUUGUGGAAGACUGCGCCCGAAUCAUGGCGUACAAUCCAUUAAAUUCCCUUCGACAGCGACAAUACAAUCGAACAAAUUGGAACAUGAACUUCGAUGGAUCCACAAUACAGUCAACCUUGCGCUCCAUGGAUAAUGAUGCUCGGAAGGCCCGUAUGAGGGAAUUGGAAAGGUGCCUCUACUUUGAGUCCAAGCGCCAUAGCCAGCGUCCAAUAUACGGUCAAAGCCUCAUCGAUAAGCUUACCAUUGUCACCACCCUCCAACCAGACACUCGACACCAACCCCCACGAAAGUACCUCCUUGACUGGCUCUCGAAUAAAUCCUUGGUGCUCAAUUCUAUGGUUCGAUCCAUGGAAUCAACAUCGCUAAUGGUAGAACCUUUGGUACAAAAGUUUGCAUGUCUCACGCCAGCUGCUGUUGCCCAUGGAGUUACAGCUGCUACCCUCACCCCUAUCACAUCACGCUAUUUUACUCCUUCCCAGCGAAUUCCUGCAUAUGACCCGUUCCAUGAGGCCCAGAUGCGACUAUCGAUUGCCUUUCCCGACAAGCGAUUACUGCAAUACGACUGCGGGAAACUUCAACAGCUUGAUAAACUGCUUCGGACACUGCAGGCCGGCGGUCACCGUGCUUUGAUCUUUACCCAAAUGACCAAGAUGCUUGAUAUUCUAGAACAAUUUCUAAAUAUUCAUGGCCAUCGAUAUCUUCGUCUAGACGGCUCUACAAAGAUCGAACAGCGGCAGUUAUUAACGGAACGAUUCAAUAGCGACACACGUAUCUUGGCGUUCAUUCUUUCCAGUCGUUCGGGCGGUCUAGGGAUCAAUUUAACAGGAGCAGACACUGUCAUCUUUUACGACUUGGAUUGGAAUCCGGCGAUGGACAAACAGUGCCAGGAUCGCUGCCACCGAAUUGGCCAGACUCGAGAUGUGCACAUCUAUAGGCUUGAUGUGGGUGGCAUACUAGGCGAUGAGGAACUGGCUGAGGGCCAUGAUGAAGCGGGUGCCGCUAUGGACAGGGUCCUCGAUACCAAGGUUCACGGGACUUCGCGUAUCUUUGAACAAGCUGAGGAUAAAGAAGACAUCGAUGCGGCAAAGACUGCCGAAAAGGAAAUCGAGCAGGCUGUUGAUGACAGUAACUUCGAUAAUGCCAGUACUCCCCAGACGCCAGCACCAGGACAACAACCACCCAGUCAAAGCCUACUGGGGACCCCUGCCCCCACUGAACUAGGCGAGUAUGAGCGCUCUGUAUCACACGUGAACGGCAGUGUAUAUCCGGCUUCAACUUGCGUGACCCCCGAUGGUCGUCCUGUCGAGAUUGACGAUUCUGAAUCUCACGUUGGCCAUAUCGACGACUAUUUGCUUCGCUUUAUGGAGUGGAACCUCAAAGAUGAACCACUUGUUCUCCCGGCCGAUAGGCAAAGAAAAAAGGCCAAGAGGGGAAGAGAGCAUCGCAUCCGGAGAAAGAGAUAA
Molecule: messenger RNA, 4959 nt
Organism: Microsporum canis CBS 113480
Lineage: Eukaryota; Fungi; Ascomycota; Eurotiomycetes; Onygenales; Arthrodermataceae
Product: helicase swr1
Exons: 2
Coding region: 1-4959 (1652 amino acids)
Cellular component (GO): Swr1 complex
Molecular function (GO): ATP hydrolysis activity; ATP-dependent chromatin remodeler activity; ATP binding
Source: RefSeq, a predicted model, not a curated record